CUGGAUUGCCUCACUCGACCCUCACCAACCCGGACAGUACUGGAAAUCAACCCCCAUGCAGCCUCCAGGUUGCCAGUGCAACCGCCCGUGUUGACGGCGCAAUCGUUCUUCCCAGCCCCUCACUAUUUCCUGGCUCUCGCUUCAUACUGGAUGGGUCCUCAGAUGGAUGGGCCUGUCCGUCGAGGAGUACUAUGGAGCACUAUGUCUCCGUACGGAGUACGAAGAUUUAGUCCACCCAUGACGAUUAUGUUAAUCAAGUCGUCCUGCCACAGAGUCCUCAUUUCAUCUAAACUCGGAUCCGAUCGGCCGCAAUUGCGAUGUUGCCUGCUGAUGAGAUCCAUGUCAGUGUGUCACUUACUCACUUCUCCUCCUCCUCCUCCUCCUCCUCCUCCUCUUCUUCUUCUCUCUGGUCUAGCCACCAACCCCAAAUCCAUCUUCUGCAUUCCUCCCUCCUCCCUCCCCUCUCCGCCAGUAGCACCAUCAUACCUUUCGACCCUCGCUUCAUCCAUAUCCUGAAGUACUCGCUCGGAUCUAAAGCAAUUAGAUCGGCCUAGUUUGACGAUCCUCGCCCAUGUCGGCUGAUCUGGUCUCCAGCCGUGCCUUGUCCAGAU
Molecule: messenger RNA, 611 nt
Organism: Aspergillus aculeatinus CBS 121060
Lineage: Eukaryota; Fungi; Ascomycota; Eurotiomycetes; Eurotiales; Aspergillaceae
Exons: 1
Coding region: 151-516 (121 amino acids)
Source: RefSeq, a predicted model, not a curated record